Molecule: messenger RNA, 2550 nt
Organism: Nematocida major
Lineage: Eukaryota; Fungi; Microsporidia
Exons: 1
Coding region: 1-2550 (849 amino acids)
Source: RefSeq, a predicted model, not a curated record
AUGAAUAGUAGUGGCAUGGAAAGAUUUAGAAAAUGCGCAACAUUUUUUUCUAUAGGGCAUCUGCUUGUUUUUGCGAUGGCCGCGGGGCAGGACAUAGCAGCCAAAGGAUGCGGCAGGGCUUUCGAUCUGCCCAGGGGCAGAGCGCGCAUUCUAAGCAGCCACACCCUCUGGCUCUGCAGGGCGCGGCUGCCCUCUGUGCGUGCGGCCAGCCUUACAGCCAUAGAAGCCCACAGGUCUUUUGGAGAAGGCAGCACAGCAGGGCGCGGCAUGGCGCUCCGCUCUGGCACUUUUUCCUCAGACGCCCACAAAAAGCGGCCUAUUCGCGACGGCUCGGGCAUUUCUGCGGUUUACACGCCGCUAGAUGCUGCACACCCGCAUGCAGACAGCUUGAAAGGGCAGCCCGGCUGCUGUGGUGCACUUGCGAUUGUAGACACGCCAAACGCCUGCGCGCCAGAAACGCCCUCGCCAAAGCUAGACACAACAGGCCAUAUCCAGCGCAGCCUGGGGCAUAGAUUCCACAGAAAGAACUUGCAUCUGACAUGCCAGCUGUUUUUUCCCGUUGGGGCAAAGGGCGCCUAUGGCGAAUCCUUAUGCAUUGGCAAACAGAUCCGGGCAUCUUUUCUUUCGCUGAAAAAGAAAGAUUAUAUAGAGUUUCUGUCUAAUCUAGGGCCGGGCAUUGCUGCCAAAAAGGCAGCACUGUGCGAAAUCAUCAAAACGCCAGAGGAGUACAGCUACUUGCAAGAAAUUUCCGAUUGGAGCAGCGCUCUGGUCUCUCAGACAGUGUGCUUUAUUACGGAGGUCUCUCCGCCAGAGUUCGAUCUUGCGCACUUUGACAGCACAGCGACGCGCUACAUCCAUCCUUUUGGUUCAAAUGCGCAAGUUUGCUUUUCCUUGAAGAGCCACAGCAACCACAGAGAAAUCGGCAAAAAUCUGGACGUGCUGAAAAGCCUAGACUUGAGCAAGAAAGACCAAAGGCUUUCUGGCGCGCUGUGGUCUUUUUUCAACGUGCCCGAAAUACUCAGAGACUUUUCAGAGUUCAAAAUGGGGUUUUUGGCGUCUUUAAAAAAGAAGCACAAAAAGCUGCACGCGGGCUGUUCUCUGGAAAAGCAUCUGCACAAGCCAAAGGAUAUUUCGGACUUUUUCGGUGCCCUAGAGUGCUUGUCUGGCAUAGCAAGAAGCAUAUGCGCGCGCGCGGAAGAAGACAUCGGGGCAACCCGAAAAGAAUGCACCGGCAUGGCAAAAAAGCUAAAAAAACAUUUGGAGCAGCUUGCCUUCAGCGGGGAGCAGCACAGGCAGCCCGCUGAUCACAGCUCUGCCAAAAACGCCAUCGAGUCACUUUUCCGGGUUACUUUGGCGUUUUACAGCGUAUACCAAAACAGCGUAGAGGGCAUCCCGAUCGAGGGCAGCCGUGUUUUUUUCCCCGAACAAAUAUAUCUAAGCAUUUUCAGCGUGGAAAAAGACCCUGGCAAAGUCGGGUACUGCCAGGUUACAGCAGAGCCAAACGACAAACAAAGCAAGGCCUGGGAGGGCUCUGCGUGCGAAAAGCCUACUUUGCAGCAUGUGUACUAUAUAGACAACGAGGCGCAGGCGCGGAAACCUGUUAUAGUUCCGUGGGCUGUCUCGGGCAUUCCCUGUGAAGAAAUAGCGAAGUACAUUGCAGACAUGUACAAUAGGCCGCAGAGCCAAAUACACCUGUUUUUGUUUGACUCUGAAAUGCAUAGUUUGGCACACAUGGAUCCGAGCAGCACAACAUACUUUGGCGCAAACAAGUUCAGCAAAAAAAUCCUGGUUUUCUACUACAUAUCGAACAACCCGACAGAAAACGCAAAGCUCCGGCUUGUCGAAUUUAGGCCGCGCGAAGACAACGCCCCCGGGGCAGAAAGAAGCCGAGUCUGUUUUCCGCUGUUUCUCAACGAUCUGAUGUUUCGCCUAAUAGACCAUUCUGGCCACAUGUUCCAAAAAACAGGCCCUGAAAAGGCUGCAGGGUUUGUUGAAAGCCUAGAGGGAAUGGUCAUCACGGCAUACGUGCUUGUGCCGCCCCCGGGAAGACCCCAGGGCUACUAUCCGCUAGCGGUGAUAGACCUGGAGUCGGAUCCAUGGGACUUCGAGAUGGGCUAUGCCGCCUCCUCUAUUCAAGUCUCCCCCACCUCAGCCUCGGGCGCCUGCUAUUCAAUUGCGUACAAAACUAGAAAAGUGCGAAGCGAGCCCUGCUACACUGUUUUUAUAGGCGAGAACGCUGGAUGCAUACUAAAGCAGAGCACAUAUGAAGAGGAGGGCGCAGAAAGCGCUCUGGACAGGCCUGCAGACCCGCAUAAAGCAAAGCAUGCUGCCGCGCGCGCCCCCUCGUGCAGCCCGAGCCAAUACGAGCCCGGCGCGCACCCAAGCCUGGCGCAGGGCUGCAUUAAGCAAGGCGUAGAAAAUCUCAGCAACCUUUUUUGGCACGUGGAGAAAAGCAGCAUAAAAAAAUGCAUAGUCAUGAGCCUUCUAAGCGCCAAACAGUGCAACCAGCUUGGCCUGCGCGGGGACCUUCUAAGGCUCCUAAUGAAAUAG